UGCUUUUGCUUUGGGGCGCGGAAAAGAAAAAAAAGAAAAACAGAAGACACUCUCUUCUUCUAUAAAUUCCCCCCCUGCUCUUACUGCUAACAUGUAUAUAAUGGAUACUGCAGGGAAUUUGAAGACAUCAAGCAUCGAAUUAGACCUGGACCGUCCCAAUAUCGAGGACUACCUUCCUUCUGGAUCCUCCAUUCCGGAGCCUCGGGGCAAACUUCGUCUGCGUGACUUGCUUGAUAUUUCACCUACUCUGACGGAGGCAGCUGGUGCCAUUGUUGAUGAUUCAUUCACACGAUGUUUCAAGUCGAAUCCUCCAGAACCAUGGAACUGGAAUGUGUAUUUGUUUCCCCUUUGGUGCAGCGGUGUGAUGAUUCGGUAUGGGAUUUUGUUCCCUGUCAGGGUUCUGGUACUGAUAAUUGGGUGGAUUAUUUUUUUUUCACCCUACAUUCCAGUGCAUUUUCUGCUGAAAGGGCACGACAAAAUGAGAAAAAAAAUAGAGAGGUGUUUGUUGGAGUUAAUUUGCAUGUUCUUUGUUGCUUCAUGGACUGGAGUUGUCAAGUACCACGGACCACGACCUAGCAUACGGCCUAAACAGGUUUUUGUGAGCAAUCAUACUUCCAUGAUUGAUUUCGUUAUCCUGGAACAGAUGACUGCAUUUGCUGUGAUUAUGCAGAAACACCCUGGUUGGGUUGGGCUGUUGCAAAGCACAAUAUUAGAGAGUGCAAGAUGUAUCUGGUUCAAUCGUGCAGAGGCAAAGGAUCGUGAGAUUGUAGCAAAGAAGUUAAGGGAUCAUGUUCAGGAAGCUGACAAUAACCCUCUUCUCAUAUUUCCAGAAGGAACUUGUGUAAGUAACCAUUAUACUGUGAUGUUUAAGAAGGGUGCGUUUGAACUAGACUCUACUGUUUGUCCAAUCGCAAUCAAGUACAACAAAAUUUUCGUAGAUGCCUUUUGGAACAGCCGAAAGCAGUCUUUCACAAAGCAUCUGUUGCAGCUGAUGACAUCUUGGGCUGUUGUUUGUGAUGUGUGGUACUUGGAGCCCCAAAAUCUGAGACCUGGAGAGACCCCCGUUGAGUUUGCAGAGAGGGUCAGAGACAUUAUAUCUGUCCGAGCAGGUCUCAAAAAAGUUCCUUGGGAUGGAUAUCUAAAGUAUUCUCGCCCUAGCCCAAAACAUAGAGAGCGCAAGCAACAAAGUUUUGCUGAGUCAGUACUACGGUGCCUGCAGGAGAAGUGAUGUAUAUUUCUGCGUUUUUUCCUUUCUUUGUUGUAUUUAUCCCAGAAAUUGCUCCCGCACUUCUCUCCACAUCUCAUUGUUCAAAUGUAAACUGUGAUCUUUAUCAACAGUUAAGCUGUGGGUAUGAUUAAGAAGCAAUCUUGGAGAAAAUUCCAUAUUUAUCACUUUCUAGGUCUUGCUUCGGUAAAUUCACCAAAAUGUUGUGAAAA
Messenger RNA from Populus euphratica (Euphrates poplar), 1437 nucleotides. Its product is annotated as glycerol-3-phosphate acyltransferase 3-like. The record is from RefSeq and is a predicted model, not a curated record. Gene Ontology annotation, molecular function: glycerol-3-phosphate O-acyltransferase activity. Lineage: Eukaryota; Viridiplantae; Streptophyta; Magnoliopsida; Malpighiales; Salicaceae. Gene Ontology annotation, biological process: triglyceride biosynthetic process. The transcript is spliced from 14 exons. Gene Ontology annotation, cellular component: endoplasmic reticulum. The coding region runs from base 92 to 1228 and encodes 378 amino acids.